Elaeis guineensis (African oil palm) is the source of this 1201-nucleotide messenger RNA. Its product is annotated as GDSL esterase/lipase At2g42990. NCBI's taxonomy places the organism in Eukaryota, Viridiplantae, Streptophyta, Magnoliopsida, Arecales, Arecaceae. Gene Ontology annotation, molecular function: hydrolase activity, acting on ester bonds. The record is from RefSeq and is a predicted model, not a curated record.
GAGAAGAUGUCACCCAACUGCUUCCCUUGGCUUCUCCUGCUCCAACUCUUGCUGCAUUCCACUAUGAUCGCCGCUGCCAAAGUUCCGGCGAUCAUCAUCUUCGGGGACUCCUCGGUCGACGCCGGGAACAACAACUUCAUACCGACCGUCGCCAGGAGCAACUUCGAGCCCUACGGCCGUGACUUCAACGGCGGUCAGGCCACGGGUCGAUUCUGCAACGGGCGGCUCGCUACCGACUUCAUCUCGGAAGCUUUUGGGCUCCCCUCGACCGUGCCGGCCUUCCUCGACCCCAAGUACAGCAUCAAGGACUUCGCCUCCGGUGUCUGCUUCGCCUCCGCCGGCAGCGGCUAUGACAAUGCCACCGCUGACGUUUUCUCUGUCAUACCUCUAUGGAGGGAAUUGGAGAACUUCAAAGAAUACCAGAAGCAGUUAAAGGAUUACCAAGGGGAGGCAAAGGCCCAAGAGACAAUAAGUGAGGCUCUGUAUAUUAUGAGCUUGGGGACCAAUGACUUCCUUGAGAACUACUACACCGUGCCCCGUGGCCGGCGGACGCAAUAUACCGUCGACGAAUACCAGGACUUUUUAGUUGGCAUUGCCGAAGGUUUCAUAAGGGAUCUUUAUAAAUUAGGUGCUCGCAAAUUAGACCUUACUGGCAUUCCUCCAAUGGGGUGUUUACCGUUGGAACGAGCCACCAAUCCGGCGUCUAGGGACGCUUGCAAUGAAAUGUACAACAGAGUGGCCUGGAAUUUUAACAGCAAGCUGAAGCGCUUGAUCAGCAAGCUUAACCGAGAAUUGUCUGGUAUGACGAUUAUAUACGGCGAUAUCUACUAUCUUUUUCUCGAUGUAAUCAAGAAGCCAUUGACAUUCGGAUUUGAGGACGCAAACUCUGGUUGUUGCGCAACAGGAAUAUUUGAGAUGGGUUACUUGUGCAAUAGAAGGAGUCUAUUCACAUGCCAAGACGCCAACAAGUAUGUCUUCUGGGAUGCCUUCCACCCGACCGAGAGGAUGAACCUGGUUAUUGCGGCUGAAAUCAUGAAAACUACUCUACAAGUAUUUAAAUAAAUUCAGUACUGCUUGGUUAUAGUGUGAUGUAUGUUAACAUGUAAAUCUUAACAUUAUCAUCUGGAGCUAUAUGUAUAACUAUGUAACGACUAUGUAAGUACUUUUAAGUAGUAAAUUUGAGUCUUUUAAGUAGUAGUGA